Molecule: messenger RNA, 1005 nt
Organism: Bactrocera latifrons
Lineage: Eukaryota; Metazoa; Arthropoda; Insecta; Diptera; Tephritidae
Exons: 4
Coding region: 350-928 (192 amino acids)
Source: RefSeq, a predicted model, not a curated record
UCGGUUUUUUUUAUUAUCAAAACAGCAAUUUUACCUAGUAGUAGUUCCGUCGGUCAAAUAUCGUUUUCUGUCAAAUUGGUGGAGCUUUUUUAUGCACACAUACGUAGACGAUUUCUACAAAUUUUUUAUUUUUUAAAUUUGACUGUUUUGGUUGCAUGAAACAAACUAAAAUCGCGUAAAGUAUUAGCAGCUAAGGCAACCAAAAUAAAUAAAACGCUGCCGUGGGCAACAAUCGGUGCAAAAACAACAAACCAUUGAAAUAACUGUUUAUUUACUAUACGCCUGUCGGCUCAUUUAGCAGCGAGAGUAACCACAUAACGGCAACGUACUUUUGGAAAUAUACUUUCUGAUGGAUCCCGCUAAGCAUCUAGGAAUCGGGAAAGAGCAGGUGAGAAUAGAGCAUUUGGCGCGUCGCAAUUUCGAGAAGAAAUGGGCUAAACUCGGUGAUGAAAAGUUGAACAGGUUCUACAAUCAAAACGAGGUCAAUCAACAGUUGCAGGAUAUACUGAGAAACAAAGAGCUGUGCCCUUACAAAUAUACGGGUAAUGGUGACUCAUAUUUCGUCUCACCGGACAUGUACAACUCAUUGCUAGCGAAAUGUCGUUGCGGUCGUAAGCGCAGUGAAACACACAUUUUAAAAUGCCUGCAAAAAGCGGAAAAUCCAAACAGUCAGCGAGCAACGUCAGCCGAUGUCAGUAAAUCGGCGCAGUCUCAGAGUUCUGAAAAUGCAUGCCAACCAACGGCGGACAGAAGCAAAAGUGCGGUCAACACCUCUUUUCCAAGAACCUCAAACUCGUUAAUUGGUUAUCAAAAACGUCCUUCCAGCUACAAACAGUGGGAGAAUUCAAUGAAACACAUAUCACCGAUUGCCACUAUGCCUCAACCACGGCUGACUGCCACUUCGUAUAAUAUUCUUCACAUUGCCUAAGUGAUUAAAACAAGUACCCGUUAUAACUAUAAAAACUUAAUUUUUAACUUUUGCAAAAAACCCUCUUUUUUAUAAUA